Rhinichthys klamathensis goyatoka is the source of this 768-nucleotide messenger RNA. RefSeq names its product homeobox protein DBX2-like. NCBI's taxonomy places the organism in Eukaryota, Metazoa, Chordata, Actinopteri, Cypriniformes, Leuciscidae. The coding region runs from base 30 to 632 and encodes 200 amino acids. Gene Ontology annotation, molecular function: DNA-binding transcription factor activity, RNA polymerase II-specific; DNA binding. The transcript is spliced from 4 exons. The record is from RefSeq and is a predicted model, not a curated record. Gene Ontology annotation, biological process: regulation of transcription by RNA polymerase II.
CUGCAGAAUGAGCUCCUGAACCCGAAGGCAUGGCUGGGUUUCCUCCGAGGCAUCCCGGAUUUGGGAAUUCUGGGAAGUGUUUUCUGAUUGACAACCUGUUGCGGAGCAGCUCGUCACCUGAGGCAGGUGUGUGUGUUCCUGCGCUGAAGUGUGUGUCGCCGGGGGACCGGAUCCCACCAGUUCUAGUGUCUGGAGUCGCUCCUCCCUGCUGUUCUGGACCCGCAUCCGGCACCAGCUCUCCUCUGUUCACUAGGGGCGUGGGGGCGGUCCUGUGGAGUCCCGCGCUGGGCUCCGGGUCCCGGUCAGGAAUCCUGAGGCGAGCCGUGUUCUCCGAGGAGCAGAGACGAGAGCUGGAGAAGACCUUCCGCAAGCAGAAGUACAUCAGCAAGACGGACCGACACAGACUGGCCACUGAGCUCGGCCUAAAGGAGACACAGGUGAAGAUCUGGUUCCAGAACCGCAGAAUGAAGUGGAGGAACUCCAGGGAGAAGGAGAGCGCGUGCACGCGGCCGCACGUGGAGCGACUGGUGCUGUGGAGCCAAUCAGAACCCGCGGACACGACACACGUGACACACGCGACACACACUCACCCGUGCACGAGACCCGAGCGCUGCAAAGAGGAUUCAUCAUGACACACACUCUUCCUCUCUUCAGAGACUCUUGGUGCAAAACAUGGACAUUUUACAAGUGCGAUGAUUUACUGUGGAAAAGUUUAGGUAACUCUUUACAAUAAAUGCAUUCUGACUGACAAUGAGCAAAACAUCCGUU